CACACACAGAACCAAGGAGAAAACUCCCGUUUCGUCCAACUCAUUUAUUAUAUCCCGACGAUCGUAAUAGAACGUCUUAGAUAGUCUGGCUCGCCCAGUUAGCGAACAUGGCUUCCAUCUGAAACGAAUCGUCAUCGUUUUACGAAAGUGUAAAAGCGACACUUGGGAUCGAUAUCGUUUUUGCUGUUUGUGUGUACGUUGUGUGCAUUGCAUGACAUUCGUGUAAAAAAAAAAAGGGAAGCGAGAUAAGAAAUCGAACUUGCUAUUUGUGUUGUUGUUGCACAACAGUGUAAUGGCUCGGCUUGUCGUCAGUUUUACCCGUCUCGAUUGUUCCAGUCAGUGGUUUUCUGUGCCUAUUGUGUUCUGUAUUAGGUUGGUCUAAACUCCUCUCACCCCCAGUCGUUGCUUCCCCCUGGUGAAACAGGGCCUUUCCACCGCCUUUCAGCAUGAGUUCGAUGAAACACAACCCACCCAGGUACAGCUCCAACUCUCUAGACAACAGUCAAGCCAGCAUGACAUUGCAAGCCACCAGCCAGCCUGGAGCAGGGAAAGGCAAAUCCAGAAAAAGAAAAGAUCACUCUCCACCUUCCCCUUCACUGCCGGAUGGAAACUCAGUGGUUCAGCAGCAGCAGCCAUGCUCACUGGCUAUACCCAUUACCUCUUCGUUCUCCAAGCCAGCCAACAAACAAGGAUUUCGUUUCUCCCUGCGUCGAAUGCUCUACAACAGUCCAUUGGUUUCUCAAAGAAGGUCGAGGAGCCUCUCUGGUGGAAACAACCUUGGCAAUCCUGCACCUAGCAGCAGCAGCAGCACUGGCGGUCUGAGAAAAAGGCAGUCUCCCUGCACAUCCCGAUAUGGAUCUGAAAGCCCUUCAGAUACCUCCAGCACUUCUCAAUCAGAGCUCCGUGUUCCCAGCAGAUCUCUCAGGUGUCCUAUAUCUGAGAACUGGGAAUGCCCUCUCUGUUUGGCCGAAUGUUCCAGCGAAUUCUUUCCCGAGCUGCUUUGCUGCACGCACCGGUCGUGUCUAGAUUGCUUGCAGCAGUACUUGCGAAUCGAGAUUUCCGAGUCACGUGUCAACAUCAAUUGCCCAGAAUGCUCAGAGCCCAUGCAUCCCAACGACAUUCGAUUGAUAUUGAAUAAUGAAACCCUUCUGGAAAAAUACGAGGAUUUCAUGCUGCGAAGGGUUUUGGCUGCCGAUCCGGAUUCUCGUUGGUGUCCGGCUCCCGACUGCAAUUUUGUUGUUCUGGCUACCGGUUGUGCCAGUUGUCCUCGCCUGUUGUGUCAACGCCCUGGAUGUGGUUCGUCGUUUUGUUACCAUUGCAAGGCUCUGUGGCACCCCAACCAAACCUGUGAUGCUGCCCGCGCCCAGCGAUCUUCCAUUUAUGGCUCGUCGUCCAAUUUCAAAAAUACUCAACGUGAUGACAUUAAACCGUGCCCGAGAUGUCAGGUGCUCAUUGCCAAGAUGGAUGACGGUUCGUGUAAUCACAUGACGUGCGCCUUGUGCGGCUCCGAGUUUUGCUGGCUCUGCAUGAAGGAGAUAAGUGACCUGCAUUACCUGAGUCCGUCCGGCUGCACGUUUUGGGGCAAGAAGCCGUGGUCACGCAAGAAGAAAAUUCUAUGGCAACUGGGCACUUUGGUUGGUGCCCCAGUCGGCAUUGCCUUGCUAGCCGGCAUCGCGGUGCCAGCAAUGAUCAUAGGCAUACCCAUCUGGGUAGGCCGGAAGCUUUACGCACGAUUCAAAACCGUCUCCAAGCACAAGCGCAAUGUCAUCAUCACUAGCGGCGUUGCGGCUUCGGUUUUGGUGGCGCCUGCCAUUGCUGGAGUGGCUGUAGGGAUGGGAGUGCCCAUCCUGCUGGCCUACAUUUACGGCGUCGUGCCCGUCUCGUUGUGCCAGAACGGCGUUUGCGGCGUAUCGGCCUCUCCGCUGGGCGUGCGGAUCGAUUUCGAUGACGACGAUGAAGUCGUUGGCGUCGGAAUCGUUUCUGGUGCGGCCGGUGUGGGAAACAGCGGCGGGACGGGCGUCGGAAGCGGAAGCGCUGGCAAUGGGGGCGGCGCUGGUGUCGGUGGCGGCCGAGGAAGCGAUGACCUCAGCGCGAUGGAUGGCAACGCCAACGACAGCGGCAGCAUCGGCGGCCCGACCGCCUAUUAUUCCCGCGGCAGCGCCGCCGGCGUAGGCGUCGGGCAGAACAAACGCAACACGGACGCCGUUUCACUCGAUCUCGCAACUAACCUUGGCCUCGUUGGAAAUCCUUCCAUCGGCGAAGCGAGCGUAGCCUUAUCGGCUUCCGGGUCGGCUUCGUUGGGCAGCGCCAGUCAGCUGUUUGUGCGUGACAGAGACCGCGAAAGCGACCGUGAAGAUUGCGAAUCGGCCAGUCAAUUGGGAUUGGCUGGCAGCAUCGUCUCCAAUGCGUCGGCCGCCCGACGACUCGAAGUGCAAGCCGAACUGGUGGCCAUGGCCGCUUGCUCGCCCAACAAACGUUCCAGUUUCGCUUCUUCAGAAACGGCUUCGGCAACCAUCAGCUUAUCGGAGAGAUCCAACACGCUGUCCAUGGCUGACGAUGGAGCCGCGUCCGUCGCCUCAACACGAGCCCUGGCCGGCUCGCUCCUUAGCUACAAGAUGGGAGAUACAAGUUCCGUUCAUAGUUACCGCAUCCCCCAUACCGGCCAAACAUCGGCGUCGGCGUCGGGCAGCGUCAAGUCUGGUUACGCCCCCGUUGAAAUUCACGCUUGCCUCAAUGAUGGUGAUGAUUUGGCCAGCGGCGCUCGCUCCUCAAGUCCUGUUUCGAUCAUUUCGCUGUCCGGUGAUGAGGUGACGCUGCCCGGUUUGGUGUCGCUGAGACGUUCUGCCCGUCGGGCCCGCUUCGGCAACAAUAGCACUCAAGCAGCCGGCGCGUUGGCCGGUGAUAACGAGGAUCACGGUCAGGUGCGAUUCGACGAUCAAGUCAGUUAUUUUGAUCGGACGACUGUUGCUUGUUCUCCGACCGCAAUCGAGGCAUCCGAACGAACUGCAACUCGUUGAAACAACACUCGGCCAUCAUCCACUUAAAUUGCGACUCGGACAUUUAAAACUUAGCCCGGAAAAAUAAAAAAAACGAAUAAAUCAAUUAAAAAAAAAAUAAAAAUAUAUUAUGAUUAAAGAAAACGUGUCCAGCCAAUUUGUACUCUUCUCCCCCUUAUUUUUUUUCCUUUUAAACAUGAAAACAAUUGGAUUUUGAAUUUUUUGUUUUGUUUCCUUUUCCCAAUUUUUUGUUUCCAAUAUUCUCUCGAUAUUGGUUUAUUGCGCAAGAUACUAGCUCUGGUUUACUGUGAUCGCUGGAUGUAGUACUUGAAAAAGAAAAAGAAGAAAAAUAAUCGCUUUCAAUUGUUUUUUGUUUUCUCUUGCUGUUUGAAGAUCCUCUUUUUCCUUCUUCUUCGCCACUUUCAACAUUCAUUUUCCAUCUUUCCUACGUAUCGAUGAUGUCAAGAGCUUUCGUGCACCCUUUACUCCCCGUCACUUAUUUUUCGUGUCGCAUUUUUAAAUGUAAUUUUUUUUUUCUUUCUUUUUUUUUUUAGUGGGAGGGAUUGGAAUGGAAUGGAUUUAUAUAUAAUUAUAUAUAUACAUAUUUUUUUUUUUUUUUUCUUUACUCACCUCCACCCCCGGGACACGAGACGGAUUGAUAUCAGUGUUUAUGCGAUUAAACCCGAGUUGUUUUUGUUUGUUUUUUUCAUUAAUUUUUUCUGUAUUCGUUUACGUGGCUUUUCUUCGAAGGACAUUAUUCCCUGUUCCCUCCCAUAAGUUUCGUCCUUUCCUUUAACCCUAAGAAAUAUAUGACGUUUCUUUUCUUUUUUUUCCGUUUUGUUUUGUGUAUAUGUUUCUUGUACAUCACCAGUUGAAUGGAUUGCCUUUUCCGUUUGAUUUCUUUUUGAAUGGGUUCCUUUCGCCUGGAAUUUUUUCCGAACAUCUUUUAAAUUCCGGGUGGAUGGAGCCUGCCUAUUUCUAGUUGGUUUUCGGACAUCUUUUCCUCCUUUCAAAGGCGAACGAUAAAUACAAAAGAAAAUGACUA
This is a messenger RNA of Daphnia magna, 4041 nucleotides long. RefSeq names its product E3 ubiquitin-protein ligase RNF19B. Gene Ontology annotation, biological process: ubiquitin-dependent protein catabolic process; protein polyubiquitination; positive regulation of proteasomal ubiquitin-dependent protein catabolic process. Gene Ontology annotation, cellular component: ubiquitin ligase complex; cytoplasm. The coding region runs from base 447 to 3017 and encodes 856 amino acids. Lineage: Eukaryota; Metazoa; Arthropoda; Branchiopoda; Diplostraca; Daphniidae. The record is from RefSeq and is a predicted model, not a curated record. Gene Ontology annotation, molecular function: ubiquitin protein ligase activity; zinc ion binding; ubiquitin conjugating enzyme binding. The transcript has 8 exons.